Asterias rubens (European starfish) is the source of this 2594-nucleotide messenger RNA. RefSeq names its product peroxisome biogenesis factor 10-like. The record is from RefSeq and is a predicted model, not a curated record. The transcript is spliced from 8 exons. Bases 211 to 1116 code for a protein of 301 amino acids. Gene Ontology annotation, molecular function: zinc ion binding. Gene Ontology annotation, biological process: protein import into peroxisome matrix. Gene Ontology annotation, cellular component: peroxisomal membrane. Lineage: Eukaryota; Metazoa; Echinodermata; Asteroidea; Forcipulatida; Asteriidae.
ACACAACCUGCGCGCUGUGGCUUUGUAAUUGGGAGUGUGCAUGGAUGGAUUGGAAUGGCCAACCAAGCCUUCUUCUUCUUCUUCUUCCUUUAAAGUGCUGCUUCAGAAAAUUUGAAGAUUACCGCACUGUGGCUGGGCGCACGCGUGAAACCAUGGGGCCGUAAGCCAAUCAGGCUGAGAAUACCCACAGUGUCUAGAUCUUGACAAACAAUGUUUCAACCAGCCAGUCAACCCGAGAUAAUUCGUAGCAACCAAAAAGACCAAUUCUAUGUGGAUUUCCUUCGCAACUCUUUGGCAGAUAUAUGUCAGUCACUUGCAGGACCUAGAGUAUGGGCCAGAUGGAGAAAGGAACUUGAUGUUCUCGGAGAAGUCUUAUACUUUGGUCUGACAACAGUCGCAGGGUAUCAGACGCUAGGAGAAGAGUAUGUGAGCAUUCUUCAGGUAGAUCACGCACAGAGGGCGGUACCAAACAUCAAGAGACGAUUGGCUCUUGUACUAAUGUACUCCUGCUCGCCCUACCUCCUGGACCGGUUGCUUGCUUACAUUCCAAAGCUCUUGGAAACCGACAGAGCAGCGGAAAGAAUAAGUCCAGAGCGACGACAGAGAAUUUCCAAGAUGAUUCCUGUAUUGAGACACGCAGUAGCCAUCAUCCAGAGGACCCACAUGGCCCUAUUUUAUCUCAGAGGGGUGUUCUACCACUUAGCCAAACGAUGGACUGGAAUACAGUAUUUAUUGGUGCGCAGAGGUCCAGGCUAUGGUAGUAUGAAACCAAGCUUCAAGGUCUUAGCCUGGUUGUCAUUAAUUCAGCUCACAGCAAGUCUUCUACACUCACUGUACAAGAUAAAAGCAGGACAAGGAACAGUAACGACUGGAACUGAGACUACAUCUGAAUCUGACCUCAAAAGAGUGGUGGAAGACGGCAGAGGAACAAACCCCGCCCUGCGCUGUCCCCUGUGUCUGGAAACAAGGCGUAACUCAACUGCCACACCCUGUGGGCAUCUCUUCUGUUGGGAGUGCAUCACCGAGUGGUGUGCCACAAAGGCUGAAUGUCCUUUGUGUCGGGAAAAGUUCCAACUGUCGAGACUCAUUUACCUGCAGAAUUUUGAUUCCAGGUAAAAGCAAGUCACUUGUUUUAAUCUCUAGUAUUUUUGGCUAAAGACCCUCCCAUAUCUCCCAAAACACUCCACUCUUUUGCCAAAUCAACACCCAAGUGUUUGGAUCAAACAAGUAGUCUGUUUCAAAGCAAUUGUUAAUAGUGCCUGUAGUACUAUGUCCAACAAAGUCGGACUUCACGAAUUGCAUUUGAGAGAAUUCUGGACUGCAGGAGUUGUUGAACAAUAUUUAUUAGUAAUGUUAGCCAGUUAAACUACUGAUACAUUAUACUUUAUAUUGGUGAAAACUCUUCAAAGUAUUGACAGACAAAAAAGUUCAAGUUGUGCGUAUAUAUAUUUAUUGAUAUAAACUUAUAUAAAGAUUAUUUGUAUAAAUUUUAUAUUAUACUUUACGGAAUGUCUCGUAUUUGAUUUAAGGCAAUAUAAUUUGGUAAAUUUUUCAACAAAAGCAGUAAAGGAAUACAAGUUAUUUUCAAGUAAAUAAAAGCAAAAGUAAAUAAAGUAAAAAGAAAUGCACAUGAAAUUAAUUUUUGUUAUAUUCAGAUAUCAAAAUACAAAAGAAGAAAAAACUCACUUAGAAUAAAAUUGAGGUUGCUUCCAAAGAAUAUUUUGCUCAGUUCUUGAAUAUAUACUUCUAUUAACGUACUUUUAAGUUUGUUAUAAAGAAUAUUUCAUUUCAAAGUGAUACAUAGAUACCCGUACAAGAGUGCUGUUUUACAGUAUUUAUAGAUUCUUCACAUAAAUCGGAAGAAUACUUCUGUUGAUUACAGGAAUUCAAAAUAAACAAAUCAUGAUAAAUAAAAAUAAUAAAUUUGAUUUUAAGAUAUGAAUAUGAUUAGACCUAUUAUUUGUUCUUCUUCUGAUGCAUUUGUGGCAUGGUUCAGGGUACAAUGGUCAUAUUACUAUUGGUAUAGUUUUAAGUGUAGGACCAAAUUACAAAGUCUAACCGAGUACAAAUUCAAAAAUUUGUUAAUUCCCUGAUGUUUUAUCCCUGGCAGUCUUUGAAAUGCCAUGCCAUUCAUUUUUGCAUUUAUACCAUAGGUCCUUUUGGUUGGUAAGCAGGUUUGCAACUGCCAAUUUCCAUUUUCCCAUGAGUCCAUGUGUUUGCAAAGCUUACACAUACCUUUGCUUACAGCAACAAAAUUAUGGACUGGAUGAAUAUAUUCACAGAAUACAAAGGCGAGGUUAUUUUCAACAGGUGCACUAAAUAAAUACUGCAUAGAACGUAAAAGGGUUUUGUACAUACCACAACAUUUCUCAACAGGAAAAAGAAUAGCAAGUUAUCAAACUUACAAUCGGGGAAAAGAUAUGACUGUAGUUUGUACACAAUUUGGGAAAAUUUCUGGCAUUGGUUGUACAGUAACAGAUUGUGCCACAGCGACCGAAAGACCUUAAUAAUGGGCUGUAUAAAGAGAAGGUACACAUUUGGUAAUUGUCAAAGAUCAGUCUUCUCACUUGGUGUAUCCCAACAUAAGCAUAAAA